AAUGUGAAGUUUAUUUUGAACCUGUGUGGAUUUUGUAUCACCGGGAGAUGGUCGUAACUUUUUGUAAUUUAAAAUAUCGGCUUUGAGGGUUUCGGUGGAAUCUGUCUUACCAUGAUGCCAGGGGACAGUCAGUCCAAAACGGCCGCAGUCGCCGCGGACGCGACGGUUGGAAACUGUCAAAACUGCUCUGUUUUGAACCAGAGCCUGACAGAAUAUGUGUCGUCAUUUCUGGCGCUGAAACAGAAGAUCACGGUUGCUGAUGACACGAUCAGGCUUCAACAACAGCUGCAUGAGCUGCAGAUCAGACGGGCUACUUUGGAGAAGAAGACAGCAGAUUAUGAAUCUGUGCAAGCAGAACUGGAGGAAAAGAAGGAUGCGCUCAAAGCCUAUGGAUCAAUGUCUGAAGAGAUGGAAGCGCUGAAGCAGCAAAACACCAAGAUGACAGCUGAAAAUAAGAAACUUGAAGACCAGCUAAAGGACUUGAAAGAACUGAUAGAAACACAGUCACUUGAAAAUGCUCAGCUGAAGAGGGAAAAGGCUGCGGUAGAAAAUGAUUUGCUGAAGACCCAGACACUUCUGAAGACGUCUGAGGCACAAGCAGAUCAAGUUGAAAAACUGAUUGAGGAGAAUGCCAAGACAACAAGCAGAAAGAACAAGCUUGAAAAUAACAUUAGACUGCUUGAAGACUCAGUUUGCGAUCAAAAACAUCAAAUAUCCCAGCUGACCAAAGAGAAAACCCUGCUGGAGAGAAAUAUUGAUGACCUCCAGGUGAGACUGCUGAAACUGGAAAGAGAAAGGAGUAAAGAAUAUAGAAGCGCAUCAGCUCAAGCUAAUGCACCUGAGGAACCUAAAGUUGACAAAGAGAGGUUCCAGAUGUUGCUACAGAAUUUGUGGGCGUGUGUUGAACCUCAGCAGCAGCUCCCUGCAAACCUGUUGCACUUACCUGUUAUUUCAGAGUGCAGGUCCAAGCAAGUUCCACCCUCUUCCCCACAAAACAGAUUGCAAUCUCAUCUGAGUAAUGCAUCAAGGUCUGCUUCUCACAAGAUCAUUGAAUCCCACAGUUGCCCCAUGCAGUGGAAGGACACUGUGACACAGAUAAAACCCUCCCCUCACAAGCAGAAAGCCAUCGAGCAGCCAGCAUCUCUGCAGUCGACAAGUGCCAAGAAGCAAACGGACACUCCCAAAAAGAGCAAGCGAUUGUACAAGGAACGCAAAACUAAGGAGUCAUCUCCUGACUCGGGCAGCUCCGAAAUAUCUGUUGGGGAGAUAAUGGCAAUGUUCAAACCACUGCUUCCCUGCAUUUCACCACUACCAGAUUUGACGAGAAUUAAGGACACAGAGAUGGAAUCUAUGGAGACAUAUGAUGAAGAAAAGGAAACCCAUCCCCAAAUCGCCAAUGACCCGGUUUCUCAUCAACAAGAACAGUCCUUACUCAUUACAACAUCAGUAACAAGUAACGGUCCACAAUCUUAUGCACAACCAACAGAGGAGACAGUGAACUUGCUAUCAGUCACAACACAGGAAGUACAACACAUUUCAUUUGAAAAUGACUCCAAAGAAUUGGGACAAAAUAAGUUGAGUAGCCCUACUGAAGUGAAGGGCAAAAGCAGCACAGAUGGUGAGGAAAUGCCUCUUCAAAAAGACAUGCAGACUUCGCUGGAGCCAGCGACUGUUUCUUUAGUAUCGGCAUCAUCCUCUUCUUCCACAUCAGACAUAACACUGAUGGUAGAGGUUGUCUCAUUAACUACAGAAAGUCAAGACCAAUCCUGUAGUGCAAAUUCCAAAAGCAGUGAUACCAAAAGCAUCUCUGAAAGUGAAAAUGCUUUAGGAAAGGCAAAGGAAGAUCAGUCAGAGACUAUUACAAAGAUGGAUAUAGACAGAAGUCCAAGUGAUGUUAUUCCUGGUGGUGGAGAGUCACCCAGAAGAAGUGAUACAACUGUAAUCUGUGAAGAAAAAGGAGAUGCAAAGUCAGGUACUUCCUCAACAUUGAUUGACUCUGUGCAAGACGCUGAGGGUACAAAUAAAGAAAAUGGUUCAGAAAUGGGAAAAAGUCAUCAGGACUGUUUUGGCAAGGACACAGACAUGCCAGACGAUAACCCUUGUCUGUCAAGCAGCAGUGACAGCAUCAGUAAUGCCUCCAAUUCAAAUGCUAAAGAAAAGCUUGAAAGUGAUGCAUCCAUUAAACCUCAUGGGAGGGAAAAUGGAAAUGAAGCGCAAGGAUCUGGAGGAGUUCAUGUAACGACUUCUAGCUCAGAGUCAAAUGGUGAUAGUCAUCCACAGUCUCCUCACAAGUCUUCACUGCUGAAGAUAGAAGAUGAAGAGUCCCAUGCUGAGCAGGAAUCUGGUAAAGCAAAUGUUGAAACUCCAUCAAAAUUGGAUGUGGACAUGGAGACAAUGAAGAGUGAAACACUAGUAGAUCCUGGCCCUUCCCUGUCUGACUCCCAACAGACUGUUAACUGUGAAUCUGUUAAAGGAAAUAUGCAUUCUGUGUGCAGGCAGUUGAGUCCUUCAUGUGUGUUACCCAAUGUGGCAUUGCAGGCUUUGGAAACGUAUCAAAGCUCAGACAAAUUAAACAACUCUGAAUACAUUUCAGCAAGCAAAAAAACCCCACAGUUUGUCUCUAAUUUAAAAGAAGAAGCUGUCAUAGAAAAGGCCAUUGUCAAAGAGUUGCCUCGGGACAGCACAGACACAAGUAACCAUAAAAAGAACAAUUAUAACUUGCGCUCUGUUAGAGCUACUAUCUCAUUAAACAGUGCUGCUGCCACAAAUGGACAAAAAGAAUGUUUGGAGUCAAAAUGUACAAAGAUGCUUGAAAAACAAAGCCCACAUGUGAUCAGAGAGGAAGAUCCCACUCCAGUGGAAGUUUCAACUGCAGCUCAACCAUUAGAAUACAUAGGCCAGGUUCGCUCUGAACUGGGCCCUCCACUUCCUCGUCUUCUAACGCCAGUGAUCACACCUCCGAAAGCAGGCAAAUCAAUCAAUCCAAGGCAAGCUAUUGGGAAGCUCUCAUUUCCCUCUCCCAUGGACAGAUUGGCUUCGCCUACCACUCCUGUCAAGGUCCAUUUGACACCCAACAGCCAGCAGCUGUGUUCCUCAUCUCUAAACAGUCCACUUCCUCCAAACGGAGUCCCCUCAUCACCACUUCAGUUCGGAUCCGCCACUCCAAAACAUGCCUUGCCUGUCCCAGGUCGCCUGCCCUUUACGGCGGUGCACUCUUCUCCGUCGUCUUCCUCCAGUCCAUCUCAAGAAAACUCCAUGAGAAUGCUUGACACCAUGUACCCAGAGCUCUCUGCCCAUGCCCGAACUCUGAGCAUCCUCAGAGGGAAUGUCGGUCUCGGUAUUUGUUCUUCUGAGAGUGGAACAGUAACUUCAGCAACUGACAGUCAGAUGUCUUGCUUUAAAAGUGUUAACUCUACUUCAACAGCCUUCACCAAGACUGAGAUGAGAGGAGGGAAAAGACAGGCCAUCAGUUUGCCUCAACCCAAAAGCAGCAAAUGUCUCAGGCUAGAUGACGACUCUCCUGCUGUCAGUCGCAGGCAGGCGCCUUCCUCCUCCUCCAACAGUGGAGAGGAGACCACUACACCCAAGACUUUGAGGCCCAAACUGCUAAAAAAUGAAACAACCCCUCCAUCCAUGGAAUUUGGAGAACCUGCAGAGCAAAAUAUUAUAAAUAACUUUUUAAAGAAGAUUGAAAGCCAGUGUUUUGAUCUAUUGCCUGUGAUCCAGAGCCACCUGUUUGUGGGUAACCUGCCCAAAAAGCCUGUCUUGAGAGAUGUGGAAAAGGAGGUUAUCUCUGAGAUUUGCCAAAGCGGUUUGCUUAAGGCAGAUGAUAUGAUUUUGGCCAUCCUGAACAAGCUGAAAACAGAGAAAAGAGAUCUCAGCAGUAACUACAUGCAGGCCCUCUGCAGAGUCCACACAGGGAUCUGUAGACAGAAGAGAGACUGGGAGAAGGUGCACAUCCUGGCCCACAGCCUACUCACAGAAGAUUUUCCAGAUUCUGCUAAGCUGAUUUUGUUUAUGGUGACAACAUGGCCCAAUGUUCUCUCACACAGUGGUUCUCUGUGCCAGGCAAUACAUACUGUCACCAAACUGACAGCACCAGAGAACCUCCUCAGCUGCCUCUCAGCAUUUCUUGGUUGGGAGAAGAAUCCUCCUUGUGACAUUGACACGCUGAUCUCCAGAACACUGUCUGACAUUCGCUCAGGGUCAAGCCUGUCUUUCACUGAACACAGUCAGUAUGGGCAUGACCUGGGGACUGAGGCCUGGGAGCUUGUCUCAGCACUGCAAGUCCUUUGUAAACACAAGAAGUGGAAGUGGACCUAUGAUCAUGUCUUGGGCACGGAGCUGUGGCCACUCAUGAACACCUGGGUGUCACAGCCCAGAGAUCAACAAAGACUCAUCUCUGAUGUGACUGUCGCCACUGUACUCCGACUCAUUGGACGCCUCGGUCAACUGGGAAUCAAAGAGAGGUGCAUUUCCUCUGUGGUAACUGUAGCCAACGUCAUCAACACAUUUGGUAUGCAUGGACAGACUGAAGGUUUGCCAUGGGAGGUCCAGUUAGCAGCCGGCUAUUGCAUCUAUGACCUGUCUCCCUGCAACCCCAAGCCAGCCAUGAAUGCCCUGGCAGCAUGGAGAGGAGAAAUAUCUCAGAGUGUCCCUCCUGCUGUCACUAGCUGCAUUAACCAGUUAGCAUCUGUCUGCAGACAGGUCACGAGCUAAUAGAGACGCACAUACUUUACAAAUCCACAUAAGCAUGCGUGUCAGUCUGUACUUAUUUUAAAGACGGGGUAAAAUAAAAUACAGUAAUGCACCUCAAAGCUCAUUUUAACUUGCUGGCUGACAGCCUGUGAUAGAGCUGUUUACCAUUUGGGCACAUGACCAGUCACAAACGGGGUUCAUUCUCUUCCUAACACAGAAUAUCUGGAGGUUUUUGCAAAUCUUGAAUUUAAAUGCACUGUCAAUUAAGAGUCAAACAUUUUAGUUGUUGUUUAGUUGUUUUUUUAUGUGCACUUCUACUUUAAAAUGAAUAUAUCAUUUAAAUGUACUCUGAUUUUGUAGCAAAUGAUUCCUCAGUUUUUAUUGUUGGGGUCAUGUAAAAUGGUUUGCUAAAAUUUUAGACUGUCCACGGCCUGUAAUAAAUGCAUAAACCCCUGCCUUUUUUGUUUUCUGUACUCAGGGAAUGUUCUUAAAUAUUGUAAAAUAUGUACAUGUGUUCAACUGUGGCACUGCUGCAAGUGUUUCUUCAUACUAGUGUUUGUAAAUAUGAGGUAUCUAUGUUUGUAUUGAAUGAAAAAUAACAUUGCCACAGUAUAUGUUUUGUACAGUUUAAAGUUCCAGAGGUUAUUUAACUUUUUCAAAUUAAAGUUUCUACAUAUUGAACUAAA
This is a messenger RNA of Plectropomus leopardus (leopard coralgrouper), 5384 nucleotides long. RefSeq names its product KIAA0947-like (H. sapiens) (gene ice1). The record is from RefSeq and is a predicted model, not a curated record. Lineage: Eukaryota; Metazoa; Chordata; Actinopteri; Perciformes; Serranidae.